Messenger RNA from Paramecium sonneborni, 823 nucleotides. The record is from the annotation of a GenBank genome assembly. NCBI's taxonomy places the organism in Eukaryota, Ciliophora, Oligohymenophorea, Peniculida, Parameciidae.
UUUAAAUAUUCUAAUUUGAAUAAUGAGCGAAGAAACAGCUUAAGUUAAAAAGGGUAAGAAAGCUCCAAAAAAAAAAGCAGAGUCAAAAACAACUUAAAAUUCAGAUCCUCCUGCUGUUACUUAGAUAGAUGAUAAAAAAAAACCAAAACCUUCAAAAAAGGUACAAUAAGCAAGUCCACCAAAAAAAAAGGAUGAAAAAAAAUAACCAGAUAAAAAAGUCAAGCAACCACUAAUUAAAGAAGAUGUGGACUCUUUACUUGAAUAUUUUAAAUCAUCAAACAGACCCUUUACAGUAAACUAUUUAAAAGACACAUUAUUUUUAAAAUUAAGUACACUUCAAAAAAAUAUUGAUACGUUGGUUUCUAAAGGGGAUGUCAUAAUGAAAGAAGUCGGCUCAACUAAAGUAUUUUUAAUUAAUCAAGCUUUGAUGCCUACAGUAAAUUAAUAAGAUUUAGAGUUGCUUGGAAGUGAACUAGAAUAAAAAACAGAAGAAUACAAGCAAAUUGCAUAAUAAAAUGCCAAACUUAAUGAACAACUUAAAAAUUUAUCAAAAAUACCAACCAUCUAAGAGUUGGUUGAUAUGAAAAAUGAAUUGAAAUCUAAGAUUGAUGAAAUUGAAAACAAAUUAUUAUUGUAUGAAGAUAAAAAUUAUAAAAUGGCAACUACAGAGGAAACUUAAGAAGUAGAAAAUGAGUACUAAAAUAUGAUGAAUAUUUGUAAGAAGAGAAAAAAUAUCUACCAUGAAGCCAUUGGAUCAUUGCUUUCAGAAAGCGAUUUGACAAUACCAUAAUUUGAAAAAAUAGUUGGUAUUUUUAGGGAUUGA